Messenger RNA from Mugil cephalus (flathead mullet), 5832 nucleotides. It is a transcript of the gene nedd4l, whose product is annotated as NEDD4 like E3 ubiquitin protein ligase. Bases 121 to 3999 code for a protein of 1292 amino acids. Gene Ontology annotation, molecular function: sodium channel inhibitor activity; protein binding; ubiquitin protein ligase activity. The record is from RefSeq and is a predicted model, not a curated record. Gene Ontology annotation, biological process: regulation of dendrite morphogenesis; ubiquitin-dependent protein catabolic process. The transcript is spliced from 29 exons. NCBI's taxonomy places the organism in Eukaryota, Metazoa, Chordata, Actinopteri, Mugiliformes, Mugilidae.
AGGGGAUCAGUCAUCUAGCCAGCUCAAGGAGAAGUGGGCGACAGGAGCCAGAGGAGUGAAACCUACAGCCAGGCAGACAGAAAGUGAGAGGGAACGGGAGUCGUGGGACGUGAGGUGAAAAUGGCACAGCGUCUGCGUUUGUACUUUGGCUCAGGCCGCAGUAAUACAGCCCCGGAGAUACUGGAGGGAGACUCUGAGGAGCGGCAGGGAGACAGUGACGCGGUUGCGGCGCCCCGGACGCAGCUGGUACCGAGGCCUCCUCCGGAGUUUUCUGGGCAGCGCGUCCCGUCGGCCGCUUUGCGUUUGGGCUCGGAGCCUUCGCUUAAACGCAGCUCGUCCAUGUUCAUACCGCAGCUCGCCCCCUACACCGAGCCGCGUCCCACCAAGAGCUCGUCCAUGCACAUCUCCCUGCAGCGCUCCGGCGGGUCAAGCAAUGGAGACACCAGCGGCCACGCUGACGACGUCCCGCCGCCGUGUUACACGCCUCCAGGACCGGCGCCGCCGUACGCCGAAGCGCAAGCAGAUUUUCUUCUACAGCCGCCGCCUCCGUACUACAGCCCAGACUCUUCAAACCCGCAGCCUUUUGUGACAGAGCCGAACCUACCCAAACGCAGGGUGUUUAGCAUUGGUUCCGGCGGCCACCCUAGGUACAGCAGAGGCCAACCCGGCGUCAGCGUUGGUGCCAUUUGCAUCCGUAGGAACUCGGAUGGCUCCGAUGUCCAGCACUUCAGAAUUCUGCCUUACGGUGGUGGUGCUGGCUGGUCCGUCCAGCAGCAGAGCAUCGACCAGGGCGACGGUGUCAACGGUGCAACCCAGAGGCUUGUGUUUCAGCUCCAGCAAAAUCACAACCAGGAUCAGCAGCAACAACAACAACAACAGGUUGCUGCAUCGCAGGACGAAUGCGCAGAUGUUGGCCGCGGCAGCCCAAGAGGUUGCCAUGCGGUGCGUUACCCCAGAAUCCGACUGCAGAGGAGCUCAUCUCACCAGAGGUUGUUGCGGGAUAACAAACAUCAGAAAGCUGGGGCAGACAGCCAGAUAAUAGAGGAGAAUCAGACAGACGUGGAGACGGAAGCCAGAAACCAAUCGAAUGGUUGCACUUUUAAGAUCGGUGGGGAAACACCCAGAAGGCAGCCACAUUUCAGGAUAUAUUUUACCCCGGGUGGAGUUGGAGAUCAGGAUAUUAUCCUUGGCGAUGACUCACAAACAAAUAAGGCUCCUUCCAAGAAUGGGCUUUUCCAUAUCGGACAGACUAGAGAUGAUUUCCUCGGACAGGUUGAUGUUCCUCUCAGCCAUUUGCCGACGGAGGACCCCGCCAUGGAGCGUCCCUACACAUUCAAAGACUUCCUUUUGCGACCAAGAAGUCACAAGUCCAGGGUGAAGGGUUACCUGCGCUUGAAGAUGGCCUAUCUGCCCAAGCAAGGAGGACACGAGGAGGAGGCUGGAGAGACGAGGGAGGAAGCUGAGGGCUGGGAUGAGUCUGCGGACUCGGGCAAUCAGCGGCCCCAGCAGCUGCAGCCGCCUUUGCCCGCAGGCUGGGAAGAAAAGGUGGACAACCUGGGACGCACCUACUACGUCAACCACAACAACCGCAGCACGCAGUGGAAACGCCCCUCCACCGUAGAUGUGAUUUCAGAGACCGAGAGCGACAAUCAACAGCGGCAAAUCCAUCAGGAGGCGCACCGCGUCUUCCGCUCGAGGCGCCACAUCAGCGAAGACCUGGAGAACGAACACAUUGAGCCCAGGGACAUUGACAACUCCUGGGAGCUCAUCACUGAAGAGGAGCCCAUCGACAGCGCCGCCCAGUCUCUGCCCGGCGCCUCCGCCGCCCUGACGCCGCAGCACCCGCCGACACCCGUCACCCAGGAGUUUUCUGAAGAUUUGAAUCUGAGGCUGUCGCUAACCCCCGACACUAACGGUGAAGUCCCAGGCCCUAGCUCCGCUCUGGGCCAGCUGUCCAACCGUCUCCGUUCCUCAAGCAUGACGGACGGCGUCAGCGACCAGGCUCAGGCUCCUCCUCUUAUGCAGAGUUCCCAGACCAGAAGAACGAGAGCUCAAACUGUCUCAGGUGGUGAGGAGACCAUGUCUCCCACACCGACUGCUUACUCCCUGACCACCCCCGGCCUGCCCCCUGGAUGGGAGGAGAGGAAGGACGCCAAGGGAAGAACUUAUUACGUCAACCAUAACAACCGCACCACUACUUGGACUAGGCCAAUUGUGCAGCUGACUGAAGACGGAGCCAGCACCUCUGCAGCAGCAGCAGCGACAGCAGCAGCAGCAGCAGCAUCAUCAUCGUCAGGGGGAGCGUCGGCCCUGCCACCCGCAUCCACCCCCUCCUCCUCUUCCAAUGCCUCCAACAACCACCUCCAUGAGCCCCAAGUCCGACGACCUCGUAGCCUCAGCUCCCCUACCGUCACCCUUUCCACCUCCUUCGAGGGAGCCAACAACAUCCAGGUGCGCAGGGCUGUGAAGGACACACUCUCAAACCCGCAGUCCCCCCAGCCGUCCCCUUACAGCUCGCCGAAGUCACAGCAUAAGACGCAGCAGAGCUUCCUGCCCCCGGGCUGGGAGAUGAGAAUAGCCCCGAACGGACGGCCGUUCUUCAUCGACCACAACAGCAGAAACACUACCUGGGAGGAUCCCAGGUUGAAAUAUCCAGUCCAUAUGAGGAAUAAGAACUCAAUGGAGCCCGGUGACCUCGGUCCUCUUCCUCACCUACCAGAGGAGCCUGGAUGGGAAGAAAGAGUUCACACAGACGGACGCACCUUCUACAUUGACCACAACACAAAGAACACGCAGUGGGAGGACCCUCGUCUCCAGAGCCCAGCUAUCACAGGACCUGCCGUUCCCUACUCCAGAGAGUUCAAGCAGAAAUAUGACUACUUCAGGAAGAAAUUAAAGAAGCCGGCUGACAUCCCCAACCGUUUCGAGAUGAAGCUUCACAGGAACAACAUCUUUGAAGAGUCGUACCGUCGGAUCAUGUCCCUAAAGAGGCCGGACGUUCUGAAAGCGCGGCUAUGGAUCGAGUUUGAAUCAGAGAAGGGACUGGACUACGGCGGUGUGGCCAGAGAGUGGUUCUUCCUCUUAUCCAAGGAGAUGUUCAAUCCUUACUACGGCCUGUUUGAAUACUCGGCCACGGACAACUACACACUCCAAAUCAAUCCCAACUCUGGCCUGUGCAACGAGGACCACCUCUCAUAUUUCAAGUUCAUCGGACGUGUAGCAGGAAUGGCCGUUUUUCAUGGAAAACUACUGGAUGGUUUUUUCAUCCGUCCGUUCUACAAGAUGAUGCUGGGAAAACAGAUUUCUCUCAAAGACAUGGAGUCUGUGGACAGCGAAUACUACAACUCCCUCAAGUGGAUUCUGGAAAACGAUCCCACUGAGCUGGAUCUGAGGUUUUGUAUUGACGAGGACAACUUUGGACAGACAUAUCAGGUCGACCUGAAGCCCAGCGGCUCUGACAUGGUGGUCACUAAUGAGAACAAGAAAGAAUACAUAGACCUGGUCAUCCAGUGGAGGUUUGUCAAUCGGGUCCAGAAGCAGAUGAACGCCUUCUUGGAGGGCUUCACUGAACUCAUUCAGAUAGAUCUGAUCAAGAUCUUUGAUGAAAAUGAACUGGAGCUGCUCAUGUGUGGUCUGGGUGACGUUGACGUCAACGACUGGAGACAACACACUGUUUACAAGAACGGCUACUGUCCCAACCAUCCGGUUAUACAGUGGUUCUGGAAGGUUGUCCUGUUGAUGGAUGCUGAAAAGAGAAUCCGACUCCUCCAGUUUGUUACGGGAACGUCACGAGUGCCCAUGAACGGCUUUGCCGAGCUGUACGGUUCUAAUGGUCCUCAGCUGUUCACAAUCGAACAGUGGGGAACACCAGAUAAGUUGCCGAGAGCUCACACAUGUUUCAACCGCUUGGAUCUGCCCACCUACGAAUCAUUUGAGGACCUGAGGGAGAAGCUCCUCAUGGCUGUGGAGAACGCGCAGGGCUUCGAGGGAGUCGACUAAAGCGCCGCCGCCUGACCGACCGCAUCCAACCACCCAACACUAAAAACAAAAGCCACGGGGAUGUGAAACCAGCUGCCGUAGCAGUUCUGUGCAAGCAUGUUGUACUGUAACGCCCGACCGCGAGCCGCCUCUGCAAACGCGGUGGUUUUCGAGACUGUACAGCGACUCGUCGAGCCAAUAUGCCUACGUCUUUAUAUCUUUUCCGUGUGGGUAGGUCACUCCUUCAAGGUGCUGGGGGAAGAGAGGGAGCGUUGCACUGUUUGAAUGCUUAUUAUCUGCAGGCAUGAGCAAUGAAUGACAGGAGCCCCCCUCCCCGAUUCCACUGUUUCUUUCCCCUCCCCCCUCGUCCUGUAAAAAAAUCUACAGUGCUGGAAAACACCAAUGCAUUUCAAUAGCUCCUCGAUAUACACUAUAGCACAGUAUUCGAGCACCCUUAAGUGGAAGGGUCCUUAGCAUGGCCUUGAUCUGGCUCCUACAUGCACUACGUCUCUGAGAAACUGCAAUGGCACUAUGAUCACAACUCUCACCAAUCCUUAGACCAACACCAGAUUACCUUAGGAAUUCUAGCCAAUCACAUUUCAGGAAAAAUCCGGCCACACCCCUCCUUAGAGCCUCGUGUGAUCAGAUACCGCCGCCGCUGCAGCCUUUUGUAGAAUACAGUUUCUUUUCUUUCUUUUUUUUUUUUUAGCUACUGGUAAGGAUUCAAGAAGUGGGGGAUCGAACACUCCACAAAGACGAUUUUUUUAAUUGUUUUUUUGUCUUCAUGGAACAGAUUUUCUUUUAAUCAUUGGUAUAACUCUUGCAGGAAAGUACUCUCAGUGUAUUUGUACUGAUGAACAACGUUCUUUACUACUUUGACAACUAUAUAUGACAUGGUGUGUGAAGUGCAAAUUCGGCUAGUCUGGGAAAAGCGAUUAAAUCACUUGUUACAGUGAUAGCAAAUGUGUUGAAUAAAAAUGUUUUUAUUGUAGUGAAAAGAGCAUGAAACUGUACCUUGUGUUUGCUUUGACUACAUAUUCAUUUGUAAUCAAGGUCGGGGGGAGGGCGGGGGGGUUAGUUUCUCUGAGACGUCAUGAUUAUAUUAAUAUCCUCACGCCUGUUGCUGUUCAUAAUGCUGUAAAAUGUUCUUGGAUGACAAAAGAAAAGAAGAAACAUUUUAAGUUCUUUCAUGAUAUAUAAAUAUAUGUACGUAUUACAUUUAACAGAAGUAUUACUGAUCAACAACACUAAGAUGAAGAUGUGUGUGUGAGUGUGUGUGUGUUUGUGUGUAUGUGUGUGUGUGUGUGCGCGCGGGUGUUUGAGAGAAAAGCUGUGAUUGCCACUGAAUAUAAAACAGCACGUUUCUUACAAAGAAAGAAAAAUGUGUUUUUUCUUUAUGUUCUCUUUCUCCUUUUUCUAACACUAUUGAACCUAAAGGGCACUUUAUAGAUCACUCUGAGGUCAUGCCGCCUGUCGUAUGUCUUGUCAUUUACUUGAAUGUGAUUCUUUUUUUUUUUUUUUUCAGAGCACUUACCUGGUGCAAUAUUAAUAGUCUGUAAAUCUGCUGCUAAGGUAGAAACACACGUGAAGCUGAGACUUCACACCCUUUAGUAUUGUCUGUUUUUACCUUUUCUCUGUUUCCUCCCUUGUGUUUCUUCCCACCCACCACUCAAACUGACUUGGUGCAGAUUAGUAAAUUUUCUUUUUUCUUUCUUUCUUUUUUUUUUUAAGUGGGCUUUCCUUUUUUAAUGAUUGAGGGGGUAAAAAAUAUCAUUUUUGUUAAAGAUUCCACCAGUUUCUGCAACUCUCUGUGGUUCAUUUAACUCCAGUCGAAUAAAAAUGAAACUUCUCAGA